GACGUCUCGGCCGGGGACGCGCUGUGCGUCUGCGGGGGUUGGUUGUCGUUGCGGGGAGUUCCGCCCCCUCGGCGCCCGGCCUGCGGGACCAGUGGCGGCGGCGACCCGUGGGGAGUCGUUGGUCGAAGGCGGCGGCGCGUGGCUGACCGAUGGGGAAGCCAUAGGGAGUUUGUAUCAUGGCAGCAGAUGAGGAUGGACUGGGACUGUUUGAUACCCACUACGGUGCUGAAGCUUCCCCCUUCAAGGAAGGUGAUGAGAGCUCAGUUGAUAUUUAUGAUGGCUUGGACAACAGUUUGACAGUUCCUGUUGAUUUUCUUUCUACAGACAAUUCUGCUCCGAAUUCUACACCAGCUGGAAACAGCUUAAAUUUAUUUGAUGAGAUAUUAAUUGAAGAAGGGACUGCAAAGGAGGCAUCCUACAACGAGUUGCUGGUAGAAUAUGGAAAAUGUCAGCAGCAAAUAAAAGAGCUGAUGAAAAAAUUUAAGGAAAUACAGACACAGAACGUCAUUCUACAGAAUGAAAAUCAAGCUCUCAAAAAGAAUAUUUCAGCACUUAUUAAAACAGCAAGAGUGGAAAUUAACCGUAAGGAUGAAGAAAUCAAUAAUCUCCAUCAAAGGCUAUCAGAAUUUCCCAAUCAUCGUGGUUUCACCAGGACAUACCUUUCAGGGUCAACUAGUGGGAGGUGCUCAGGGAUGUGUAAAACUAAAGAUUCCAAAUUCAGAUCUUCUGAUUUAGGUGACAGUGUAAAGAUGGAGCACAGAAUGAAAAACGACUCUUCAAAAGAUGCGCAUCACAGUUACUCAUCUCAUAAUAUGGAAAAUGGGAAGUCUAGCUCUGAAAAAAGAAACACUCCGUAUUUACUGAGAUACCCUCCUGAAGAACUCUGCAAUGAUGAGACUCAUGUAUGUCUUCCGAGCUAUGACCAUUGUUCCAACAAGGAUAACAGAAAGGAAAAAAAAGAAAUUAAAAGUAAUGAACAGUACAGUAGGGGAAAUAUCAACAAGUACAAAAGAGAAGUACAUCAGAGCACCAGAAACAAUGGUGACAGUGACGACGGGAAUUCGGAUCCUCAGCAAAAGCUAAAAACCCUUUCAGAGAAGGCUAGUAAAAAUGAGCUGCAACAAAAAAGUCAGAGUGUAAAACUCAAAUGCAGUCCAAGUGUAGAAAGAAGAGUAGAAAGGGGUGUUUCUUCCUGGGAGAAACAAACUACUGAUAAAGACAGGUUUCAAACAAGAGGUGAAUUGUGUGUUGAUGAGAGAUCACAAAACGUAUUAAGAAAGGAUAUUAAAACACAUGAAAAAGAUGAAAAAAAUGCUGGCCAAAAAAAUAAACCGAAUGAAAAGCUACAAGAGCAGCUAAGGAGAUCUGGUAGAGGGAACAGUCCACACUCAAAGAAUGAACAUUCAAAGAAUCUUCAUGAAUCACGUAAAUGUCGCAUAGAGGAGUCUAGAAAAGGAAAAGACAUUGACUGCAAGAGAGACAGGGGAACAAACGAUCAUACUUCUCGAGAAGGAAGGACUUCACCUUCUAAUUCCAGCAGCAGAGAGCAUAAAUAUGCACGAUUGAAGGAAAAUAGUAGUAGGUAUGAAUGGGAAACAGCACAUUCCAAAUCAGAAAGACACAGAACUGUAGAAAAAAGGAAAAGAGAGGAUGAAAGUAGACAUUUUAGAAAUGAAAGAAAAGUUACAAAAGAGAUAACUCACCAGUCUUUAAAAGAAUCCAAGAAAGGUAUGGAUGUUACAAAAAGUGAGCGAAACAAGUCCUACAAGUCAGAAGAAACAUCCAGAGUAGCAGAUAGCUUAAAAGACCAUAAAGUUCCCAAAACUAAAGAUUUUGACACUGGGUCAAAAAGUAAAGACUUAAAACUUAGCUUUAUGGAAAAACUAAAUUUAACUCUUUCUCCUGCUAAGAAACAGUGUGUCUCUCCAACUGAUGGAAUUAAAACACCUUCCCAGAAGGCCACUCAUGAGGGAAGUACAGAGCUCAUGCUGCAGGCAGAACUCUUAGAUUCUGCUCACCUUGUUAACUGUGGUCCCACAAAGCGAAGUAAUUCAACACUGCAAGUUCUGGACAGUGCAGCCCAAAGCAGUGUGGUGCCAGCAAUGCCUGUUCCUGUCAAUUCUGAAAAUGAAGCCUUAAAAGUAGCAGCAACAGAUCCAGCACAGUCUGAAGAAUUGCCAACAGUGGCAAGUAGUAAACUGAACUCGGAAACCUUACCAGAAGCAGAAGUGGUUCCGGUACAGCCCCGAGCCUUACCAAGACCAGCAGAGGUACUGGUUCCUGAUGAGAUGCAGGCUGAAACAUUUGCAGAAGCAGCAGAAGCUUGUGAUCUGGUUGAAUCGGAAGCCUUGGCAGCAGCAGUGGCAGUGACAGAUCUAAAUCACCCUGAAUCUUUGCCCCAAGAGGUGUCUGGGACCAUGGCAGAGCCUGAAAACUGGUCUGUGACAGUGAGUGUGAUGCAGAAUGAUAAUGCACCACCAGCAGCAGAAUUGGCACAACCUGAAGCUGCCAGUGAAAGUACAGGAGCCCUUCCGGAGUCAGGGGCAGAGAAGAAAGAAGAAGAUAAAAUAAGUCUAAUUGCUGACAUAGAAAGCUCAGCAGACCUAUGUGGCUCUCCAAACCUUGUCUUGGAUAACUCUGAAGCCAAAAGUUCUGGUGACCUGGAGUCCUGUGAUGUCGCAGAUGAUAUUAGUGAAACAAAAACAGACUCUUUAAUGGAAGUAGUGAAAGACAAUGACCACUUGGCUGCAGAAAAUGCUGAGUGUCCCACUGAUGAAAAGGGUAUUUGCGAAAUUGAUAAGAAUACAUCUCAGUUACUUGACAGAACUAUGUUAACUAAUAAGGAUGAGCCAUUAGCUGACCAGAACGCUUGUGAUCUGGAGCCAGACCUCGCUGAAAUCAGUACUGAAGCAUCUUCUGUUAGUGGAGAGACAUAUCCUAGAACUAAGGAGAGAGAAACUAACCCAGUUCCUCUUGAUGAUGACAGCUCAAUACUGAGCAUUGAUCUCAACCACUUGAGGCAUAUUCCAAAGGCAAUCAGCCCACUGAACAGUCCAAUGCGCCCUUUGGCUAAAGCACUUAAGAUGGAAAGUCCCUGCAAAGGUCUUGUGAAGAGUUAUAACAAAGAUUUAAUUCCUGAAAGUGCGGUUGUUGUCUGUCCCUCAAAGAAUUUGUCAAAGGAGGUAAACAAAGAAAAUCAAAAGCCAGUUAACAUGUCUGAUGAACACUGUGAGAUGGAGUCCCAGAUGAGUAUCUCUUCAGAUGAAAUAGAAGAAGGAGAAAUCAUAAGUAGUGAUGAAGAGGAAGAGAAAGCUAAACCAGAAAGAGGCUCUGAAAAUACAAAAAAGUCAAGACCAAAAGCUUCUCCUGAGACACGGAAUUUGACCAGCAGUCCACAAAAUCAAAAGAGCAAAGCUGUGCGUUGCACGGAAGAUAAUGGAAAAUUUGUUUCUGUGAAAGUAAGUACAAAGAAGAACAGAGAGAAGAAUAAAAAUCAGACUCUCAGAUCUUCAAAAGAUAUGAAGAAAAAUAAAACUGUGAGCAUUGCUUGUCUUGAAAAAAUAGUGCAUGUUAUUCUUGAACCUUCAAAUAUACAAGAAAUCAUGCAGAUGUUAAGAGCUAUACGAAAACAGAUGAGGAAAAGUUAUAUGAAGUUCAAGGUACAGUUCCCAGUUCAGCAUUUUCACAGAAUUAUAGAAUCCGGUAUCAUAAAUUUUACAUCGUUAAUAAAAUACUUGAACUUUUCUAAGAUGUCUACAGUAGGUGAAACAUUAAAAUUGAACAUCUGUGAUAUUGUUGAGUCCAAAUUGAAGCAAGUUAAAAAGAAUGCAAUAGUGGACCGUCUUUUUGAACAGCAAGUAUCAGAUAUGAAAAAACAGUUGUGGAAAUUUGUAGAUGAACAGCUUGAUUACUUAUUUGAAAAGAUAAGGAGGAUUAUAAUAAAACUAUGUGAUGUGAGACAUGUGGGAAAUGAGAGCGAGGAAAGGAAGUUUGAAAGAGUGGGAAAGCAAAAACACAAGAUCAGUCAUAAAAAUGAUAUGCAAAGGUCUAGAAAAAAGUCUCUGAAAGUCCAACCUCAAAAGCCUGAAGAAUAUAUCCUUUCAAAGCAAAAUGUGGAUUAUCAGCGAGCUAAGUGUCACCAUGAGAAAAAUAAAACAGAUGUGCCAAAACCUGCCUUUACAAAAUGUCUCAACUCCAUUGAUAACACGAGGAAUUCCCAAACCAAAGUGCACCUCUCUAAAGAGAAUAAUUUGCAAGGCCCUCUCACUCCACUGAAGGGUGUGAAAUAUGAAAAGGAAGGAUUGCAGCUAUCCAGAGAUGCUAACAAGACUGAUCUUAGUUAUGAGCUUCUCACAGAACAACAAGCAUCCAGUCUUACAUUUAAUCUUGUAAGUGAUGCUCAAAUGGGUGAAAUUUUCAAAAGUUUAUUGCAAGGUUCUGAUCUCUUGGAAAAAAAUGGUAGCAAUAUUGACAGAAACGAGUGGGAAUUCAGGACUCCAGAAAAACAGUUUUUAGAUGGUCAUAAAUGUAGAAGUAAUGUUGCUGAACUGGUGCAAGAGAUUGUUCCAAAGGAGGCUUGUGCAGAACCUCAACCACUCGAUAUUAAGUGGCCUGUUAUUUCACCUGUAAGAGCUCCCUCUUUAACAUCUAGGCUUCAGAUGUCUGUUGAUCCUAAUGUACUAGAUGAAAGCUGUAUGCUUGAGGUUCCUACAAAUGCAGCUUCAUGCAAAGAAGAUGAAUGUAAUUUACAAAAGAAUAAGUCAUUUGUUUCUUCAAUCCUCCUUGAAGAUUUGGCUGUUUCCUUAACUAUUCCAUCACCUUUGAAAUCAGAUUCUCACCUCAGCUUCCUAAAACCUGAGAAUAAUUCUAGCUCAACUCCUGAGGGUGUUCUCAGUGCACAUUACAGUGAAGAUGCGCUUCUGGAAGAGGAGGAUGCCACUGAACAAGACAUUCACUUGGCCUUAGAAUCUGAUAACUCGAGCAGUAAAUCGAGUUGUUCAUCAUCAUGGACGAGUCGGCCUGUUGCUCCUGGUUUUCAGUGUCGUCCCAGCCUGCCGAUGCAAGCAGUAAUCAUGGAGAAAUCCAAUGAUCAUUUUAUUGUAAAGAUCAGGCGUGCAGUGCCAUCUAUCUCACCGGCAUCUGAUCGGGUGGUUUCAGUGAAGGAGGUGCGAGCAUCUUCAACCAAGAUUGAAAAACAAGAAAUAAGAAGUGGGGAAAAAGAAAGGGACAGUCAGAGUACCACAGUAGCUGUUGUGCAAGAAAGUGUCAAACCAGAUCUGGUUAAGAUGGAUCAGUUGCGUCAUGUCAGCACUGAACAAGAGCAAAAUCCUGCCUUACCUCAGCUUCUAAAGGAGUCUCAUAGCAGUAUUGGAAAGGAGGAAACCACUGAGAGUCUGGGACCCUGUACAAUAUCUUCAAACACAGAGAGCCAUGACACUGAAAGCACAAAUGAAGGAUCUGAACAAUCUCAGGCACUCAAAUUGAAAGUAUCUGAAAAUGUAAAUGAAAUGGGUGUUAGAUCUCAAGGUUCUUUUCCUUAUUCCUGCAGUAUAGAGUCAUACAUAGACUUAACAGAUGAUAUGGUUAGUGAAACUUCAUGUGUGGUGGAAUCCACUAGAGGUAACAGGACUCAGGAAACCUCUACCAGAAACUUGGAAAUUAGUGUUAAAAAGGAAGAACUGGAAGAGUGCUCUGAUGCAUUUAUAGACUUAACAGAAGACCUUUCCAAUGAGACUGUAGCAGGUAAAUGUAAUCUUGAAACACAAUCCACUUCCAGUACUGGGGUAGGAUGCCAGAUAAGUAGAGAUGAUAAAACUAGCAAAAAAAGGAAAAAGGAGGCUGUCAGAGAGAAUUUCAACUCAAAAAGGCAACGAAAAGAAACUGAAUCAGCAGUUGAAGGGAGCGAUGCGAGUGAUGUAAAGCCUGAAGAGGUAAAUUCAGCACCUAAACAAUGUUCCAGUAAGAAGAAUGAAUUGCAGCAGCACAAAGACUCUUCUCCUUUGGCUUCAUCUGCAUCAUCACCUAGUCUGUAUGCCAAAAACAUCAUUAAAAAGAAGGGAGAAGUAGUAGUUUCCUGGACAAGAAAUGAUGACCGAGAAAUUUUACUGGAAUGCCAGAGAAAAGGACCAUCAGGCAAAACCUUUGUUUCCUUAGCCACUAGGCUGAACAAAAGCCCAAAUCAGGUUUCAGAAAGAUUCAAGCAGUUAAUGAAGCUAUUCAAGAAAUCCAAGUGCAAGUAAACUUAACACGAAGUUACUUCAUGGUUACAGGGUUUAGCUGUUACCAGCAACAACAGACUACAACCACUACAUUCAUGUAAUGGGAUUAGUGGGAGGUAACGAGGUCAGAAUACCAAGCUUGGUAAAUCUGAUGCACUUGAUUAUUUACUUCCCUGUCCAUGUUUCCUCUAAAGUGCUUUAUCAGAAUAGCACAGAAGGAACUUCACAAAGAAACUGUCUAGAAAAGAAUGGGCACAUACAAAUGGAGCACUAUCAUUUCAAGGGGGUGACAUCUCCUGUUGGUUAAAUAUGUUUUAUAAAUAAUGACAAGGGCGUGCUGUCAAGUGGAAACAGUGGCUCGUGCUUAACUUAUUGGAAGUACUGCAUGUGGUGACUUUGAACUAUAAUUUUAAAAAGUAAGUGUGCUUUGGAAUCCAAUUGGUAUUCCUGGAAAAUGACUAGUAUGUCACCUUGGUCACAUUGAAACAAAUUUUAGGAAGUUAGGCCUUUUAAAGGCAGCAGAGCAAUGAUGAUAAUGAUUCCGUAAGAUGCUUACGUAGUAACUGCAUUCUGAUGUUAAGGAAUAGGUGGUUCUUGCUGCUUUCUCAGCAGCUUGUAGUGGGUUACAAGGAGCGAAUCUGGCACUGUGCGUAGGGUUUGUCUUCGAUCUUAAGCACAUUAUCAUCUACAACAAACUGUAGUUAAAAACAUUUUUCAGUUCUGAUGGUAUUUUAAAAUAAUUUUGGGUUGGGUUUUUUUUCCCAUGAAUAAGGUAUUUUUCUUUGCAAAAGGCAAAUAUGUUUUUGUGUUCCAAAUUACAUCUGGGAAUGGUACUUAAUUUAGGUCUUCAACAUAAUAAGUGCUCUAUUUUUGUUUUAAAAAAAUAAAAAUUGACAAAUGAUUUUCCUUUUAAACUUAAUUUAGAAACAGACCUUUGCAGUUUUAUAAAAUGUGACUUUAUACUUUCUAACCAGGAGAAAAACUUUUUUGUAAAAACAAGCAGUUUCAAAAUCUUGUCAACUUGGCAUGUUUUGACAGCAAUUGUAUCUCAUCUUUGCAAAUUGUUUAUUACAUUAGAAAUUCACUAUGUUCUAUUUUAAAGAACUCUUAUGAUUGCUUCCAGUUUUACUAGCACGUAGUAAAAGUGUGUAUGUAUACAUAUGUAUACACACACUUCUCAUUUGCUGCUUUAUCCUAUAUUUCUAAAAAAGCCUUGGGGUUGUUUAUUUUUUAAUUCUCUCUAAGAAACAUUCCUGGACGUUGCACAGGUUUUCCUGUUCUGAAUUUGUUGAUGUUUGAGGUUUUAUUCUUUAUUGAGGAUCAAAAUUGCUGUCAUCUUUAGUCAGUCAGAACAUCUGCUGAGUUAUUUAAAUUUCAUCUAAGAGCCCUACCAAAGUGCAUUGCCUUUCAACUUGAAUUAAAUUAGCUUUUUGAUGGAAUCCAAUGACCGCAGCUUCAGUUUCAACAUAAUGGCUUUUUGCUCCCUUCCCAGCUAACAGGACAGAGUUCUUAUUCUAAUAAAACAUCAGAUAAUCGGUUGGUGAUGUUGCCACUGACACCUUUGGAGUAUUGUAAAUGUGACCUAUGGAAUGGAUUGUCAAGCUGCCAAACAGUGCAUCAUCCUCAUUUUAGGCAGUGCUCUGGAAACUUACAAUGAAUGACUAGAGUAGGCAAUGAUGUCAGUUCUGGCAGUCUUCCAUCUUAUGUACUUGCUUCUAAAACAUUUGCUUUUGAUGAUCAAAUAUCAUAUUCCAUGCUACACCAGAAGCAUCUAGUGUUAUCAGUGGGUGAUUGGUAUCCCCUACCCGUGCUUGUUCUUAACGUUGGUGACAGUUAUUUACUCAGUGGAGAAUUAAAUCUAACCGAAGCUGUUCUCACAACUGCCAGUUGGCAGAGUAGCUUUCAUGUUUGUGGAAAACCAGACUCUACUGAGUGUUUUAAUCACAUCCUUAGAGAUCAAAGUGUGCACUGUACUGAAGGCACUGAGGAAGUAGCCUCACUCCACUCAAGCGCUUCCUCUUUGUCUCAAAAAAGCAGGCAGUAUUUUAUUGCAAAGUUGUUUCUUCCUUGUCUGUUUAUUUACUUUCUUAUCUGUACAGGUGAUGGGGGAGGCCUGGGUUUGACUGGUUUGGUUCUGACUUGGAUUCCUUUUUUGUAAGUUAUGAAACUUUUUUUAAAAAGUUCUGUUGUAAUUAUGUGUACAGGUUCCUAAUGUAAAAUAUCUCAUGGGUGUAUAUAUAUAUGUAUAAAUAUAUGUAUAAAUAUAUGUAUAAAAAUAGAGCUUUGUUUAGCCAAAGAUGAUUUUUUUAACUACAUAAAGUUCCAGGUUUAUUUUGUAUAAACUACAUAGUUUGCUUACUGUAAGAGUGAUGCAAAGAAUAAAACUGUAAAAUUCACACAUCUGUGCCCUUGUUGAACAAUGGUUGGCUUGGACUGGUUUUGUACUGUUGUUUGUAAUUUAUUUCUCCAAGAAGACUUUUGAUACAUAUAUGCAAAAUGUACUGUAUGUAAAUCUACAGACUUACUUGUGAAACCUCAGGUAAAUGAAAACAUCUAGAAUGGUUGGUUAAUGCCUUGACAACUACAAAUGCUGUGAAGCGGCAUUAAAAUGGACUUCGGCUAGUUUGUAUAAAUGAGUAGCUUUGUUGAUAUUCCAGCCAAUAAACACGGAAGUAAAUCAG
Messenger RNA from Neopsephotus bourkii (Bourke's parrot), 8899 nucleotides. RefSeq names its product caspase 8 associated protein 2 (gene CASP8AP2). Lineage: Eukaryota; Metazoa; Chordata; Aves; Psittaciformes; Psittacidae. The record is from RefSeq and is a predicted model, not a curated record. Gene Ontology annotation, molecular function: transcription corepressor activity. Gene Ontology annotation, cellular component: PML body; mitochondrion. The coding region runs from base 177 to 6239 and encodes 2020 amino acids. Gene Ontology annotation, biological process: extrinsic apoptotic signaling pathway via death domain receptors; Fas signaling pathway. The transcript has 10 exons.